AUGGAAGAAAGCGAAAAGGAGAAAGAGAACGGCGAGUGGAGGUGUGGAUUCUUCGUGUGGGACAGCAUCGAAGGGAUCGAGGAAUUCGACACACGCGAGGCCGCGAUUGCCGAGUUCAAGCGACGCUUUGCCAAGUUCACCGGCCACGCCUGGGACGACCGCGCCCACUUCCGCCACAACCGCGACCACGACAAGGAAGACGAGGCGCCGACAGUCGACAACAACUCCAACGACAACGACGACAAAGCGCCGGAAGCUGCGGCCGUUGGACAGCAGCAGCAAGAGAGCAGCGCCAUGGCGGUUGAUGACGUGGACAAGGAAAAGGCCAAAGAACAGAAGGAAGAAGAAAAGGAAAAUGAGCAGAAGCAGAAGGAGGAGGAGGAAGAGAAGUCGGGCGGGUACUGCUACCUGCCGACCGACCACCGGGCGGUGCUGCGGCACCGGCGGUACAGCAAGCUCUACGGAGACGAGGAGGAGGAGGGUUCCGAAGACGAGGGCCAGGAGGAAGACGACGACCUCGGCGAAGACGAGGAAAGCGACGGCGAAGAGGAAUCGCUCCGGGCCAAGCAGAAGAAGGAGCCGUCGGCCGACAAGCGGUUGUACGACAUGCUGGCGUUCAUUUCCCACAAGAAGCGCCUCUGGUCCUUUUGCAACCGGGUGGGAUUGUUCGAGAUCACGGGCAUGGGCCAGCUCACCUCCACACAGAUCAAGAACGCCUACCGCAUCCUCAACGUCCUUUCUGGCAUAUUGACGUACAAGAAGGAGAUGGAGGCGAGGAAGCGUGAGGUGCCGGAAAAGGUGUCGCAGGCGAUCGGCGAGCUGUCCAACCAGUUCCACCGGGUGCUGCCGUUCAACUUCUCCGGCAACAACCUCUCGCUCAACAUCAACAAACGCAAGAUCCUCGCCGAAAAGCUCAACCUCCUCCAGUCGCUGCAAGAGAUCGGAAUCGGCAUGGAGGUGCUGCACGAGGUGGCGCUGCCGUAUAAGCGACGCCUGAUGGGCGACGAAGAGGAGGAGCUGCCCACGCAGGACGCCCUCUCCCUGCCCCUCGACGACGAGGGCCACCUCCACCUCCAUCAGCAGCAGACGACGACGACGAUGCCGCUCGAGGAGAAGGAGCGGCUCGAACGUGCGGCGGGCGAGAUCAACGAGGACCACCCGCUCGACCAGAAGACCAGCGACUCAGCCCAGGCCAUGGCACGCAUGCAGCUCCUGUGCGCCGCCCUCCGCGCCCGGCUCACGCCUGUCGACAAAUCCUCUGAUGAGUGGAAGGUGAUUGUGCGGCUGAUGAGCACGUCGUCGGUCAAAGUGUUGGACGCCUUCGAGGUGGAGCGCGAGGGCGAGAAGGAGCGCUUCCAACCCUUUGCCGCACUACCCAACCGCUCUCUCCUGUGCCAUGGAACGGGGGUGUACAACAUAUUGGGCAUCCUGCGCAAGGGCAUGUGCAUCGCGCCCAAGGAGGCCAACGGCUCCGGCACCAACUUUGGCAAAGGCCUCUACUUUGCAGACUUCCCGGAGAAGAGCGUCGGCUACAUGAGCAGCGACCACGGCAAGGGUUGCUUCUUCCUGUGCGAUGUGGCUCUUGGCGAGCCCCUCGUACGCACGUCGACCGGCUUCCGCCAGCCAUUGCCACCGGGCCGACAUCACUGUUGGGGCGUGGGCCGUGUCAUCACACAUCCCGAAGCCGUGCUCUACACAGACGGAGGGCUGCGCAUUCCCAUGGGGGAAGACAAGAGAGCGAAAGGCGGCAUGGGCCACAAUGAGUUCAUUGUCUACAACGAGGGACAGGUGCGAAUUCGGUACUUGUUGCUCGUCCAGGAGGGCGCUUAG
Molecule: messenger RNA, 1830 nt
Organism: Acanthamoeba castellanii str. Neff
Lineage: Eukaryota; Discosea; Longamoebia; Acanthamoebidae
Product: Poly(ADPribose) polymerase catalytic domain containing protein
Exons: 12
Coding region: 1-1830 (609 amino acids)
Molecular function (GO): NAD+ poly-ADP-ribosyltransferase activity
Source: RefSeq, a predicted model, not a curated record